UUCUGUUCUCACUCGCCUUUUACGCUCAGCGCGCUCCAGCCGUAACCGCGCGCAGGCGCAGUUUGCGCAGUCCCUUGGAACUUGCUGGCUGUUGUGGUUGUUGUGUACGCCCUUCAAGGACCAAACUGAAGAUGUUCGCCCUCAAGCUCGCCGCCCCCGUUUCACGAACUGUGGCCUCCGCCACUUCCCGGUCAUGCCUGCGGCCUCUGUCCUCGUCAGUCAGCAACAGCAGGCUCUUUGAAGAGAACAACAGCAAGUCCGUGGUGCUGCCCGCCGGAGUCUCUGGACUGGCUCUUGGCGCUGGACCUCUCAGCCAA
Rhipicephalus sanguineus (brown dog tick) is the source of this 317-nucleotide messenger RNA. RefSeq names its product ATP synthase lipid-binding protein, mitochondrial. Gene Ontology annotation, biological process: proton motive force-driven ATP synthesis; proton transmembrane transport. Lineage: Eukaryota; Metazoa; Arthropoda; Arachnida; Ixodida; Ixodidae. Gene Ontology annotation, molecular function: proton transmembrane transporter activity. The record is from RefSeq and is a predicted model, not a curated record.